Molecule: messenger RNA, 5684 nt
Organism: Tyto alba (common barn owl)
Lineage: Eukaryota; Metazoa; Chordata; Aves; Strigiformes; Tytonidae
Gene: CUNH6orf89
Product: chromosome unknown C6orf89 homolog
Exons: 8
Coding region: 213-1181 (322 amino acids)
Cellular component (GO): nucleolus; Golgi membrane
Source: RefSeq, a predicted model, not a curated record
CUGAUAAGAGGAAGUACUUCUUCUCGCAGUGUUUAAUUAAACUGCAGAAUUCAUCGCUGCAGGAAGUUGUUGACGCCGAGACCUUAAACAAGGCUGAAAAGGGACCAGAGUGGUACCAAAAACACAACCAACAGCUGACUCUGAAAAUGCAUUUAAUUGCAAUUAAGGACUGAAGCCCACAUCUGAGAGCUGGUGACUUUUCAUCAGAGGCCAUGGAGCUUUCAGCCAAUGAGCUCAGCAUUUAUGACAAGCUGUCGGAGACGAUUGAUCUAGUGAGGCAGACUGGCCACCAGUGUGGGAUGUCAGAAAAAGCCAUAGAGAAAUUCAUCAAGCAGCUCUUGGAAAGAAAUGAACCCCAAAGGGGACCUCCGCGGUACCCUAUCUUAGUGGCUCUCUACAAGGGCCUGCUCACACUAGGAUUGGUCUUGCUGACUGUGUACUUUGUGAUCCAGCCAUACAGCCCGCUGCCGCCUGAAGCUCCGCUCUCCAGAGCCCAUGCCUGGGGCUCCCUCAUCGGUCACAUCCGGCUGCUCUCUCUGCCCAUUGCCAAGAAGUACAUGCUCGAGAAAUGCCAGGACUGGUGGGCAGCAGGUUGCAGACAGAACACUUCUACGCUUCCCGCAAACUGCACAGUCUGUUCAGCUGUGAAAAGCCUUCAGAUAGCGACAGACUUUGGAGAACUAUCAGAAAAGCUCCAGAGGCCUCAGCCUUUUGUAAUCAAGACAGGGCAGCAUCUUUCCUAUGAAGAACUGAAGCAUUUUCAGUCCCAGGAUCCAGACCUGGCAGAGGUUAUAAUAGAAGAAAAUUCAGCUGAAUUGUGGAGCUGCCCAUUUUUCUUUCCCUGGAACAAAUCUGUGAAUAAAACUUGGAUUCUGCAGGAAUUUUUUCCCACUUCUUCUUUGCUAUCCUUCCCUAAGACGGUGUCCCUGGAGAGCUGCUUCCUCAUCCGCCACCCAGAUUUGGGGAAUAAGAGCUACAGUUUGCACAGCCUCUUUGCUGUUGGAAGUGGACAGCUCACCCUGACUGUUGUACCUCUGGACAAGUGCAGAGGACACUGUGAGACGUUCAAGGUGGAGCUGGAAGCUGGAGAUUUGGGUUAUGCCAGCGCAGAUCACUGGACGAUGAGCUUCGUGGCCAAAGGGACAGAGCCGGCGGUCGUUUGUGAUGGAGCUGCUAGCUAAGGACAGCGGGGUGGGAGAACGGAGCUGUUGCCAGGAUGAGAAGACUUUCAGCUUUGAAGCCAAGGCAACGUCUUGAAAGAGAUAGAGCUGGGCAGGCAGCUUUGCCACCCUGCGUGUUUACAGUGUUUAAAAAUGACUGUUUUCCUGACCCUUGAGGUAAUUCUUUGCCUUUCCUCAAAUGUAUUUUGGGAGAAGCUCAAGCUACUUACGACCUUCCCUGUCCCCUCAGGUAAGCCCUGGGUUUGCAGCGAAGGGUUUUUUCCAGGAGCAUCAGAGGGAUUUCUCAGGAUGAGAUUCACCUUGUGUCCUUUGUGGAUUAUGGCACUUCUGAAACUUUCUGGGGGGUUUGGGAGUGGGGGGUGUGUGCGUGACAUUUCUGUGUACAUUCCUCCUGAGGAGGAGGCUUUGAGCCUGUCUUGUCAGGCCAGCUCUAUAAAGGGAAUGAAUUGAUGAUGUGUCCCAACUCCACCCCAUCUCUCCAUCACAUUCACAGCUGUGUGCCUCAGUAGUGUGCUCUAAAAAUCCAAUCUCCGCUCCGUGCUCGAGGGCUGAGAUGAGCCUUGCAGCCUAGGGCAGAGACCCUCUGCAUCACUCUUGUACCAAAAGAAAUCUGUUCAGGCCUCUUCCUUGUGUCUUGUGAUCACUCUUCUGCAGUUCUCUAUCAGCAGGUUGGGAGUGAGUCAAAUAGUAACUGUGCUUUUUUUCCACACCUCUUUUCCUACAAAAACACUGAUGCGAGUUUUAGCGGUGGUGGUGGCGCUGAGAGUUCAGUAGUUCUGGACGGAGAUGGAGCUGGAUGCAGAGCAGCAAUGUACAAGUUUCAUCUUCUGAUUGUGCUCCUAAGGCGCCAGGGUUUCAUGUACUCCAUGCUUUGAGAGGUGCUGCCUGCCUUCCCAGACCAGGGUACCUCCACGAGCACCUAAAAGCUUCCUCAUCCCUGGCAUUUUUUUGCAUCGACUCCUUCCAGACCUGGAACUCUGUCUUCAGAACGAACGUUGGUUUUUCCUGAGUCCUUUCCAAGCUGCCUUCGCAUGCUUCCUGUUGCUUGAGCGCUGCUUUAUCCAGUGCCCUGAGAGAGGCUCGGUUUCAGUGUUUGCAGGCUGCGGAUGCUGCGGUCCCUUCCAAGUCUGAUCCUUUGGGUCUGAUCCUGCUGUUGAAGAUCAUUUACAGAUGUGUCAGGCUGAACUCAUAGGCCAGGGCUGGGGUUCAGGACAUACUCUCACACUUGUUAAUAUGGAAUUGGGAGGGGUUUUGUUUGAAAGCAAGUUAACUCUGUUCUCAGGAGCGAGAACCUCUUCCUCUGUAAAUAUUUUAGGUACGCGUAAAACGACAGAUUGGAAAAAUGUCUGUCCAGCCUUUGUUUUUGAGCAAGACCAGGAGAGUGGGAGCAAACAUCGUACUAAUCGUAUUAGGGUCUGACAAAAGCUGCCAAGUGGGAUGACCACGUCUGGCUCCUGUACAAGGAUAAGGCAGAGGACAGUUCCAGCUCCAAAGAAUUUAGUCUGAGGCCUUGACACUACAAACAUUUCUAUGCAUAACCCUUGUUUUUCUCCUGUAAACCUGCAAAAACAACCCCAGCACCCGUGUCGGUCUGUGUGCGUGGCCCUCGGCACUGGACCAGCGUGUACCAGGUCUAGUAGAACCAAAGGUGGGGAGCCUGACUGUCUCAGGACAGAAAAGGACUGAUUUAAUUUGUAGUAAAAUAUUAAAGGGAAUUGGAUUAAUAAGACUUCUGUUAGUAUUGUUACUGCCUGGGGUGUGUUUUACACUUGUGACACUACAUGCAAUCGUGUACAUGCCAAGACACACAUACACCACCCCUCUCCCUCCUCUUAAAGCCUGGGUCUUAGUUCAUGGAAAUUUGGGAGUUUGGUGAUGGCAGAAUUAGGGCCUCAUUAGCGACUGUUGCUAUUUACAUUUUGGCUGUUUCUCAAGUCAAAUUCAAAGGCUGAUGAGGUUACUUCACCUCUUACCAGUUUUGUACCUGACCCAUUUCUGUAAAGCAUUUGGUUAGGGAUGCAUGGGGAGAGAACCUGCUGGACCCAUUAUUGCUGAGAUUGUGGGUGGUUUGGUGAUGCUGUUGCUUCUAAGUGUCCUUGAAUGUAACUUGUAAAAGAGCCGCGGAGACAAUUCUCAAGUGUCUGUGAAAUGCCUGUAUUUUGUGAGUUGCACAUAAGCCGUUGUGGCUGGCCGGCUCCUUUGGGAAGAAGCAGAGAAAAUAGAUCUAUUUACACUUGCCGGUUAGACUGGAGGGAAAAGGGGGGCUCUAGGGCAGGUCUGUGCCUAUUUAGCAAAAGUGCUCUCACGUAUGGCUUCUCCCUUCCUCAAAGAGUUGCAGCUGGUUGGACAGAAGAUGGUGACUCUGGACUGUUUGCAGAUCAGCUUUCCAAGUGCACUUUAUGGUCUCUGCAUAAGUUUCCAGAUCUGUGUCUAGGCGAUACGUUGCAUAUGUCCCAACCUUGCUCCCUUUGGAGUUUACAUCAUUUGUUUUUAAACUUCCAGUAUAUUUUUUCUUCCUCUUCCAAAAGCUGUAAGGAAUUAGCUGCUAAACUAAAACAGGAGGGCAGGUCUGCUGAUAAAGAGCUGAUUUUUGGCCCUAGCCGCUAUUGAGUGCGGAGCCCCAGUCUGUAGCACAGCUUCUAGAGCAGCUUCUGUCUUCUGCUGCCAGAGGAGUAGUGCUAACGCCUUCGCAUCGCAACGCGGGCGAGGAGCCAGGAUGGAGAACUCGGAGGUGAGGCCAAAGUGGCAGAACUAGGAUGGCCAAAAGGAGGUUUUGACAGCCUGGCCAAAUGGCUGCAAGUGAGCCUUGCUCAUCUUCCUCAUCCGGGGCUCUGGUUUCGCAGAGCCUUUGCAGAAGCUGCAGGAGGCUGGGACUUCCCUAGAGAGCCCGGUGGCUCCUAGUGAUCUGCUGAGGCUGAACUGGGGGAGGAAUGUGGCUGUUUCCUCAGCUAUUGAGGCAUCGCAGCGACAGACGCGAUGGUGUGAGUCGCAGCUUCGCUUGGGCGCUCGCGCGUCUCCAGGCGCAUGUGCUGGUUUGAACAACCCCCCCGGUCCCCACCCUGGCUGGCUCAGAGGGGUGCUCAGUCAGCUCAUGCAUGCCAGCUUUUUAAAAAUCUGUGUGCUUUCAGAGCUUCUUGCCUGUGAGCAGAGAGAUGGACUCUUGCUCACCCGACGUCCCGGAGGCUGCAAAGCUGAAAUCACACCGGUGAGGCACAGAAACCGGCACCACCCGAGCGCCCAGUGCCAGAGGUGCGGAGGGGUCGUUUCUCUCCUUGUCAAUCUAGAAAGAUGGGCUGUCACUUGUCAGCUGGGCAGGAGGAUCAUGGUUUAAAGCUGGUUUUCAAAAGCAGAGAUCAUUGACCAUUGAUCUUGACCACUCCUGAACUCAGGGUAACUGAAAAGAGGAGAAAGGAGUAUUAUUAUUUACUUCAGUACCAGGCAAUCACAAUCCCUUAUGGGAGCCAAGCUGCGGUUUCUAUUGAUAUUUUUCUUUUUUUUUUUUCCCUUCCCCACUGGCAUUGCACGCACAAAUUCCCCUGAGGUUUCUCUGCAGAUCCCAGCCUCGAACCCCCUUUGCAAAACCCUGAAGAGCUUUCUAGGGUCGGGUGUCUCGGGCCUUUAGCUUCUCCUGCUAGUCUUCUUGCUGUAAUGGCCUGGCAGAGAAGCUGGUUUUACUGGGCUGGAUCAAAACACCUCCCUUCUCUCAUGGCUGGCCUCCCUGGCUUUCUAGCAGCAAGUCCUGCUUGCAGCGUGGGAACACCCCGAGCGAGAGGCGGUGGGGAGCAGGAGAGCAUCUCGUGACUAGCGAUGCGAGCUCUGUGAAGGCCAGCGUCUCGGAAAGGUGAUCCCCCUGCCUUGAAAACCCCACGUUCACAUCGGGAACGCUGCUCCGGGGGGGUGAAGUUUGCAGGAUCUGCCCCAUCCCAGGCUCGGUGCUCCACACUUAGCCCCCUGGCCCCCAGGGGAACCGAACGCUUCCUGGGGUGAGGCCAUUUCGGUUGGGUGCACAACAAGCUUUUGCUUCCUGCAAACCAAACUUUCUCCUCUUUGUAAAUUUUAUAUGUAGAACUAUACAUUCUCCUCUUCAGGAAACUCCUCCUUGUAAAGGAUAGAUUUACUGUCCUGCUGAGUUAAACAAGGGAGAUGCUGGACUUCCCCUUUGCUUUGGAGAUUCAAGCAAAUGGCAGGUGAUUUAUUUUUAGCAUUAUCUCUUUGUCUAUGGGGAGGGGAGGCAUGUUAUAAAGGCUCAGGGGUGCUGGGAAGUAAAGCUAUAUAUGCAUAAAGACUGUUUCAAUGCUGAACACUAUAAAUUCAGUGAUGGAUUAAAAAAAGAAUGUAAAUAUGCACUUAAUACAGAAUUUUAUGGAUGGUCAUAAUUUAAUAUAUUGCAAACUUUGUAAAUACUUGGAAAAAGCCUGUAAAGUGUGUAAAUAAAUGAGAUUUGUAUGUAAGAAGAAUAAAAAAAGUUUUUACUUUUUGCAAUUAAAUACAAGUGUUAAUGCA